Protopolystoma xenopodis is the source of this 378-nucleotide messenger RNA. NCBI's taxonomy places the organism in Eukaryota, Metazoa, Platyhelminthes, Monogenea, Polystomatidea, Polystomatidae. The record is from the annotation of a GenBank genome assembly.
AUGGACCAAGCUUCCAAUCGUUCUUCCUCCAAUUUGCUUACACCGCUAGUGACAAGGCGUAGUCGCUUCUCUAGCUUACGCCGCUAUGCAUUUAUGCCGCCAAGUGGAAAUUCCACACUCAAUGAGGAAGCCGAGAUGGAGACGAAUGGACAGACUGCCAACAGUCAGAUGAAUACAGGGCUGAACAAAGGGAAGCUGGUUUCCACCAAAACCACUCAUUCUUCCCCUAAUAGAGCCUAUCUUCGUCCAGGAAAUGGAGUUUGCUCGUUUUCUGCUGGCAAAGUGUAUAAUAUGGCUAGAGUUCUCGAUGCAAACCGAAUUGAAAAGUUAAAGCUAAUAGUUCAAGAGUUUGAAAUGGUAUGCGUUCUUAAAAGUUAA